AUGCCCCCUUCCACGCGGGUCGCUCGUCGGAAGAUAACACACAUCAAGGAUGCUGCGGAGGUCUCCGACCCAAUCAUCGAAGACACCCCUGCCUUCAGAAGCCAGCUGGAGGAUCUGCGUAAGGUCUGCCAGGAACACUGCGCUGCUUACCGUGCACCCAAGAAUACCUGGGAGCUCGGGGACCCUCCACCCCCCAAACUCAAGUCACCCAAGGGUGAGGAAAAGGGCAAGCCCAAGGGAAGAGAUCUGCUGGGACACUACCGUUCCGGCCCGCUCGUUUCUGGGAUCUGGGACCCGAAAAGGCACGGAUGGCCUCCCGCUGGAGUUCAAUUGACAGACGCUUGGAUCUACAACGCCUGCAAAUACCUCUCUACGACUGAGCGUCAUGACAGGUAUCCCGCUGACUUUGACGGUAAUGGCAUGAUACGACAGAGCAGGGUACCCUGUGGCCCUACGUUUGUGAUUGCAGCACAUGGAUUGUAUGCAUAUCCCAUCUUCAAGGGUUAUUACGUUCUAUGCGGGGAGGAAGGGCGUAAGUACUGCACUUGGCUGCUGCAACGCCAACGUGAUGCAAUAAGCAACCAGUUCCACUUUAGAAGAUGUAUUAUUGGGCCAGUGUUGCCAUCCCCCAGCCUUCGCCCGUCUAACGGCUCUGUUAUCAAACUCCAAAGCCACUGCCCGGGGGUUGAUGUGGCCUCUGGUCCUAAGACCCGGCUUCCCAGACCGGAGACGGACAUCUGGACCGUGUUUUUGAAUGAUAUGGUUCUGCAGUACAAGAAACCGGAUACCUACGAGAUUGUGAAACUCGCGUCCUUAAAGCCGCGUCUCACCUGCACAGAGUCUCCGCAGUCAGACAAGCUUGUGAAUCGCCAAGUAGCCGCAGCUACGGCGAGCAACACACCGAACUCAAAAGGCACUACCAACCCAGUGAAGCAGGAGCGCUCCGAUCCUGAUACGAUUUCCACUGCCCCGAAGAAGUCUACAGCGGCGAGUAGCCCUACUGACUUCGUCAGAGAGUGUCGCUCAUCUAGUUCAUCCACUAGACAGACCACGACGACGCCCAGCACCGAACCAUCAUCUGCCACAGGAAAGGGGAAAGUCAAGCGUGGUUAUCCCGAAGACCAGCCAACACCGGCCCGUACGCCUAGCAACCGUGCCUCUGACACUACUCAUUCCCCUGAAGCUGAAUAUGGCGAGGAUCGUAACCGCAAGCGUCGUCGAACUAGUCAGGAUGGACAACUCCUGUCAGGCCUAUACGAGUCCGUCAUGCGGACCAAAUUUCAUUUCGACACUUUUCUCGCGUCUUCCCGGGAGGCGGAAAAACGGCAUGAGGCAUAUCGGAAGGCGAUGGAGCAGAGACAGAAGCAUCAUAACGCCUGUGUGGAGGCGGCCAUUGGGACAUUCAACCACAUCCAGAAUUGUGUAGCAUACCUCCAGGAAGGACUAGGCGGCAGCGAUGCGGAAGGCGAACAAAUUCCUGGUAAGGUUGAUUCCAAUGGCGGAGGAUUGCAGUCUCAAAGGGUGGUAGGUGAUACUGAUGGAGAUGAUACUUCUGAAGUGGAUUCCGGGGAGGAGGAGGAGGAGGAGGCUGGGGCCAAAUGA
Molecule: messenger RNA, 1602 nt
Organism: Aspergillus saccharolyticus JOP 1030-1
Lineage: Eukaryota; Fungi; Ascomycota; Eurotiomycetes; Eurotiales; Aspergillaceae
Exons: 1
Coding region: 1-1602 (533 amino acids)
Source: RefSeq, a predicted model, not a curated record